GUGAUUUUGUUUACACAUUUCUCCUGAAUUCUCACUAACUUAACUGUUCCUCCCAGGAUAGCUGGUAAUAGCACGCUGAGGUUUUCUUCUGGAGUCCACUCAAACCUGGCCUGGUGGACGGGUCCCUAUGCAUACACUGCCUCCCUCUGGCAGAUGAGUAACCAGCGGGGCACAGUCACACGGCCAGAUAGUUCCCUGCGAGCGCGGCGCGUCCUCCGGCUCGCAGCAUGCCCGUCACCAGCCGGGCAGGGAGCCUGAAGGACCCUGAGAUCGCAGAACUGUUUUUUAAGGAGGACCCCGAGAAGCUCUUCACAGACCUUCGUGAGAUCGGUCAUGGCAGUUUUGGCGCAGUGUAUUUUGCACGGGAUGUGCGGACCGCAGAGGUGGUGGCCAUUAAGAAGAUGUCCUAUAGUGGGAAACAGACUAAUGAGAAAUGGCAGGAUAUCAUUAAGGAAGUCAAGUUCCUCCAGAGAAUACAACACCCAAACAGCAUAGAGUAUAAAGGAUGCUACCUGCGGGAACACACGGCUUGGCUUGUCAUGGAGUACUGUUUGGGCUCUGCCUCUGACCUUCUUGAGGUUCACAAGAAGCCCCUUCAGGAAAUUGAGAUUGCAGCAAUUACCCAUGGUGCUUUGCAGGGCCUUGCAUACCUCCAUUCUCAUAACAUGAUUCACAGGGAUAUCAAAGCUGGGAACAUCCUGCUGACCGAGCCUGGACAAGUCAAACUGGCAGAUUUUGGUUCUGCCUCCAUCGCCUCUCCAGCCAACUCUUUUGUGGGGACACCAUAUUGGAUGGCCCCUGAAGUAAUUUUAGCCAUGGACGAGGGACAGUAUGAUGGAAAGGUUGACAUCUGGUCUCUUGGGAUCACCUGCAUAGAACUAGCCGAAAGGAAACCUCCUCUGUUUAACAUGAAUGCGAUGAGUGCCUUAUACCACAUAGCACAGAAUGAGAGCCCUAUGCUGCAGUCAAGUGAAUGGACGGAUUAUUUUAGAAAUUUUGUUGACUCUUGCCUUCAGAAAAUUCCCCAAGACAGACCACACUCUGAGGAUCUGUUGCAGCAUGCCUUCGUCCUGCGAAAGAGACCAGAAUCAGUUCUGAUAGACUUAAUUUUGCGGACAAAAGAUGCGGUCCGAGAGCUGGACAACCUGCAGUACCGCAAAAUGAAGAAGAUUCUCUUCCAGGAGGCGCACAAUGGGCCGACCACUGAGACCCAGGAGGGAGAUGAGGAGCCAGAGCACGGUCCUGGUCGCACGGGCACAGUGAGCAGUGUGGGCAGUAAUCAGUCCAUUCCCAGCAUGUCGAUCAGCGCAAGCUCUCAGAGCAGCUCAGUGAACAGCAUUCCUGAUGCAGCUGAUGACAAGAGUGACCUUGAUCUAGAGAAAGACCAUACUGUUAUGUCUAAUAGUUCGGUCAUUCACCUGAAGCCUGAAGAAGAGGAGGUUUAUCCUGAGGAUCCUGAAACACGUCCUCGUCCCUCAGAAGCCCAGGCAGCACCCGCACAGCCCCCACAGCGCAAACACCACCGCAACCGCGAGCACUUUGCCACCAUCCGCACAGCAUCUCUGGUGACACGCCAGAUGCAGGAACAUGAGCAGGAUUCUGAGCUGAGGGAGCAGAUGUCCGGUUACAAGCGCAUGAGGCGGCAGCACCAGAAGCACCUUAUGGCACUGGAGAACAAACUGAAAGCGGAGAUGGAUGAACACAGGCUGAGACUGGACAAAGAGCUGGAGGCCCAGAGGAAUAGCUUUGCCGCUGAGAUGGAGAAACUUGUGAAGAAAAACCAAGCAUCCAUAGAAAAAGAUGCCAAGACAUUUGCCAAUGAUGAGAAGAAAUUCCAACAGCACAUUCAAGCACAGCAAAAGAAAGAGCUUAGUAGCUUCCUGGAGUCACAGAAACGAGAGUACAAGCUAAGAAAGGAACAACUGAAAGAGGAACUAAAUGAGAACCAGUCCACCCCAAAGAAAGAGAAGCAGGAGAGGCUUUCGAAGCAGAAGGAGAACUUUCAGCACUACCAGGCAGAGGAGGAGGCCAACCUACUCCGUCGACAGCGGCAGUACCUGGAGCUGGAAUGUCGUCGCUUUAAACGGCGAAUCCUCAUUGCAAAACACAAUGUAGAGCAAGACCUUGUACGCGAGGAGCUAAAUAAGCGGCAAACGCAGAAAGAUCUGGAACAUGCCAUGCUGCUCCGCCAUCACGAGUCCAUGCAAGAGCUGGAGGUGAGACAGCUGGGCACCAUCCAGAAGAUGCGUACUGAGCUGAUCCGCUUGCAGCAUCAGACUGAACUCACCAACCAGCUAGAGUACAACAAACGCAGAGAGCGAGAGCUACGCCGCAAACACGUUAUGGAGGUCCGGCAACAGCCCAAGAGCCUUAAAUCUAAAGAGCUGCAGAUCAAGAAACAGUUCCAGGACACGUGUAAAAUUCAGACACGGCAGUAUAAGGCCCUGCGCAACCACCUCCUGGAGACCACACCAAAGUCUGACCACAAGGCUGUGCUGAAGAGAUUGAAGGAGGAACAGACCCGGAAAUUAGCCAUCCUUGCUGAGCAGUACGACCAUUCCAUCAAUGACAUGCUGUCCACACAAGCUCUGCGAUUGGAUGAGGCACAGGAGGCCGCAUGUCAGGUGCUAAAGAUGCAGCUGCAGCAGGAGCUGGAGUUGCUAAAUGCUUAUCAGAGCAAGAUCAAGAUGCAGACGGAUGCACAGCACGAUCGUGAGAGGAAAGAGCUGGAGCAGAGGGUUUCGCUGAGGAGGGCUCUUCUUGAGCAGAAGAUUGAAGAGGAGAUGGUUACCCUGCAAAAUGAGCGUUCAGAGCGAAUCCGCAGUCUAUUAGAGAAGCAGGCCCGGGAGAUCGAGGCGUUUGACUCUGAAAGCAUGCGUCUGGGCUUCAGCAACAUGGUGCUUUCUAGCCUGGCCUCAUCCGACGGCCACAGCCACAGCUUCCCGGGGGCCCAGAGUAGCUGGGGCUCUCAGUACGGUGCAGGCUCUCAGGGGUCACACUGGGGAGGGCACCAUAGCGGCAGCCAGCACGGCCACCACCACCACCCAAGCCACAGUGACUCUAUCCAGCAGCCUUGGGGUCACGGCCUGCCUUCAGGGGGGCCACCUCCCUGGGGGCACCACGUGUCUGGGGGCAGUCAGCGCUCGAGCGGGGGAAGUGUUGGGCUACGGAACAGUCCCCAGGUGGUACGGCGGGCCACCUCAGGGGGCCGCAGUGAGCAGGGGAUGAGCAGGAGUGCCAGCAUCGCCUCUCAGAUUUCCAAUGGUUCGCACUUGUCCUACACAUAAGACCACCCGCUGCUCUCCCACAACACCCAUCUUGACCCAAAAUGCCAUAGGGGAAGGGACAAAGGGGCACCGUUUUUUUUUUUUUUUUUUUUUUUUUUAACACCCAUUCCUUUAUUUCUAAUCCUCUACAUUCAUAUGUUAUACACAUGUUAAGCACAAAAUGCAUCCAUUGUAGUUUAAGUUCUAAGAAUGUUAGCCGGAAGGGAACUGGCCAGUUGUAUCAAACUACAGCUAGAAUCCAGAAUGUCAUUUUCGCAAUGAUGUGAAAAAGUUUUGAAUUCAGAGAAAAUGCACUGCAUAUGUAGAGUGUGUUUAUCUGAUUUGAAAAUGUUAGUGAGGGUGAGAAUGAAUAUAUGAAUGCUGUGCAUUACCUCUCACAGGUGAGACUGUAAGUCUUAAUGCAGUGGGUUUUAUCAUGGUCUCAUUAACAGCUGGUUUCGGUUGUAUAGAGCAGGAGAGGAAAAACAUUGAUUCAUAAGAAAACAAUUGCCGAAAUAUAUAUAAAUAGAGGGUAUAAAGGUUGGAUAGCAGAUAGUGAAAGAAUCAAGCUUUACAAUGCACUUGAUUUUGUCUAGCUUAGUAUUUUAUAAACAAGCACUAAUUUUAAUGUGUUAUUAAACCAUAUGCUCUUUUUGUGCCAGAACAAAUUUUAACUUUGAAAAGAUACUGUGAAAUUCCAAGAUUUUGUUAGAAAUAUUUUGAUUAUUGAAUUAUCUUGAUUUUGUUUUGUUUAUGUUGCCAUUGCCAUCCUUCCACAGGUCCAAAUAACCAAAAACUGCGUGGAGAGCAGGAUGCCAUUUUGCUUUUAAAACUUUGAAAACAUAGCCUAAAAUUGUGAUAGUAGGUGUAUGAACAGAUGUGCUCGAUUGCUAUAGGCCAAAAGGACAUAAGUUAUAAGGUAGGUGAGGGAUAUGAUAUAACUAUAUUAACGUGGAGGUACUUUGGUGGUCUUGAAAGGUAGGGGUGUCUUGAACUGAAUAUGUAGAAUGACACUUAAACAGGUUUUGCUGUGUGAAUGUACGUAAGUGUUAAAGCAUGCUGGCAUGGUAAAUCAUCACUCCUGAAUAACAGUAUAAAAGCAGAAGCAGUUGAAGUAUGUUAAUGUUUGUUUUAGUCUUUUUAUUUAGUGAUGCCAAAGUUAAUAAUUGCAACUAUGCAAAAGGAUAAUAGCCUGUCACAUUCAUGUCUUCUUUCACUAAGCUUAACAUCACAUAAAAGCACUUUACCAUCCUUUUCUACUCUUAGUUGCUCACAUACAAGCAGAUCUCCUGGUCCUUGGGUGCCCCCUCCUCCCCUUUCUCAGGCUGGGUUUGACAAGAGCGUGUUGUGUGGAUUUUAGGGGUGGGGAGGUCUGGGUUGGGUAGGCUUGAGACCGCUGAAUGUUUUUGCUGGGCGGGUGGGUGCCGCUGCUGUCGUCCCUGCAAUGCCUUUGUUUCUUCCAUGCCCACCCCAGAGCUCCAGCGACUGCCGCCCACCCUCCAACUGAACACUUAUCACAGCAUGUAGAAAAAGUGAUUAGAAAUGCAAUGAAAAAAGGUCAGAUAGAAUAUAAAACGUGAAAACGUGUGUGUAUAUUGUAUAUUUAGAAAUUUAAAUCAAUGAAUAAAUUGAAAUCAAUUUAAAGACCCAAGUUAAAACUAGACUAAAAUUUAUUUGCUUGAAUGUGAAAAUAAAAGAAAAAAUAACUUGGUUUCUAAUAUUGAUUAUUUAAAAAGAGAAAAAAUUCUAUAUAUGUAUACAUGAAGCAUAUUCUCGGAGGUGUCAAGCUCAGCCAAAAAAAAAAAAAGAAUAUAUAAAUAUAUUUCCCCUGCAAUUACACUUAUACAGAGGAUGUCACUUUCCUUAGUCCUCUCUUUGCUCCUUGCUUUCAAAAGUAUGAAUUACCAUAUUCACUAGUGCCAGUACUCAUGUUCUGUUAUCUGUGAUCCAGCAGUGAACUUUCAUUUUAUAAAAGAUAAAAGGCAUAGGUUUUCAUUCAAAAAAAGAGAGAGAGAAAUGUCUGUCAUGCCUAUUUCAGAAUGGCUUCAAAAACAUUUUUCCAGUAAAAAAAAAAAUUCUAGUUUGUAAUAUCAAUGCUAUCUAUAAUAACUAUCAACUAUGAACAGUAUUUUGGCACAUUUCUGGUAUAUGCAUGGGAUUGCAGAUUUCAUGAAGUUGCUUAUCUCAGACUGACUAGCUAAAACCAACUGAGCCAAUCCUAAAGAUUUGGACCAAAUGUAACAAAUUAACAAGAUUAUUGACCCGGGUAAAUGACUUAUAACAUGCCAAUCACUUAAUCACAUUCAGUACUCUAAUGGAAUCACUGGACCAGAGGUACAGCCAAAGACUCAAAAUGUGAGUUUACACUCGCAAACAGGGUCAUGCAGUAUUUUCCAAAGGUGAGAAGUGUGCCCUGUUAUAAGAGAGCUGAUUUCUUAAGCUCAUAGCAUCCUUGUUUUAAUGACCCUUUUGACAAGUGUGAAAACAACAGGAUGAAGAAUAAUCAAAGAAGGUGGUACAUCUCUGUACAGUGUUUACCAGUAUUUCAACCUUUUUCUUUUUUCUGGUUGUCUCGUUUUUUUUUUUUUUAGCUUCAACAUUACCAUAGCAAUCCAUAUUUAGCCUGUAUUAAAAUGUAUAGAUUGUAAAAAACUGAAUGUUGGAGAGAUUACAAAAAAUGUUAUGGCUGUUCAUAACAAAACACAAGUGAAUUAAAAUAUACACAAAUUAUGAAAUCCUAAGGGGACAAAGGUAAUGUUUUGUUUGUAAUUACUCCUUUUGUUGGCAGAGGGCUACUGGACAAACAAAUCAACUGUAAUAAAGUAAUUUUAGUACA
Molecule: messenger RNA, 6102 nt
Organism: Carassius carassius (crucian carp)
Lineage: Eukaryota; Metazoa; Chordata; Actinopteri; Cypriniformes; Cyprinidae
Gene: taok1b
Product: TAO kinase 1b
Exons: 20
Coding region: 228-3287 (1019 amino acids)
Biological process (GO): execution phase of apoptosis; protein phosphorylation
Molecular function (GO): protein kinase activity; ATP binding
Source: RefSeq, a predicted model, not a curated record